AUGAGGAACCCUCUUUCAACCUUUAUGAGUGAUGUAUUCAUGGACAAGAUUGGGAGUGAUCUACAUUCCAAAGAUCUGAUCAAGGUUGUCCACGAAGAUAAAGUGGAGGAGAUGCUGGAUGUUCUGAAUAAGAAUCUUAUCGAAAAUAAUGAAAAUCUUCCCCGAUAUUUUGGUGAUCGCUUUAUUCCACGUCGAUAUCCAAUAAACAAUAAUUUGAGUUCAAUGUGCAGCCGGCACAAUAUAUUAAACGGAAGCAGGACUCCCGAUAUCAUACGUCUGAGGAAAAGCGAUGGUUACUGGCGUACCAAAAACUACACUGAAGUUCUCAAAACUGUGCUGCCAAUAAAGAAAGAACGAAUUUGCAAGCUGACAGACCCUGUAGUAGCUUCCCAUAUUGCGAGAUUUUAUCAUCUAGACCUCAGAACAGUAACGGUUGAAAGGAUAGACUCCAAUACUAGUGAAUUCGAUUGGCCUUGUAAACCUAGAGUGAAACCCAUGGCAUUUACGGAUUCAACGCAUGAUCUCCCUGGAUUUCGAGCAAAUUUUGGUCCAAAUAUUAUAUCUUGGUCGCCGCGUGGACCAGUCGCUGCCUCUUUCAGAAAAGAUCUUGUCCUCUGGAUACCUCAAACGUUGAGUACUUUGGUUUACAGGCUCAAUGAGAACUUUGCUAUUUCUUAUAAUCCAAGCGGUACCAUUUUGGCAGUGAGUUGCAAAAAAGCUGAUUUAGCUGUGCUUCAGCUUUGGGAUUGCACCGAACAAAACUUCAUUUACUCCAUGACUGAGAAUGUAUUGAACGAGAAAUUGGAUCAAAUUAUUUGCAUUGAUUGGGAGCCAAGUGGAGGAUAUAUUGCAUGCGGAACAAUAGGCGGGAAUGUCAUCAUUUUCAGGGCACCAGACUUGAAAAAGAUUCGUACCUUGGAGAAUUCAUGGGGAAAAAUAUCUACUGUGAAGUUUUCACCAAAAAGAAAUUAUCUGGUGGCGAAUAACGUUGUUGGAAAUACCAAGAUUUGGAGCUGGAAAUCCUGUGAUCUCUGCUGCGAAAUAAGCAAAACGAAAAUACGCAACUCUUAUAUGGACUGGCAUCCGUGGAAUGGAACUGAUUUAGUAAUGGCCGAUAGCUGUCCAGCGGCAAUUUUUGUGUUUAAUGUACCCUCGAAAACCAUCGUGGCCCGAUAUCAAAGGACAGAUGAAACGGUCUACAUUGAGUACAUAAUUUUUAAUAAAAUCUCAGCGGAGCUGCUCGUCAGCUGUACAAUAAUCGAAAUUGAUGGAAACUCAGUUAAUGAGAUCCUCGUUUUGGCGUCCUUAGAUCGAAUUGUGGACGUCCUCAAAUCACACGAUGACACUGUUUGUUUUAUGAUUUGGAACCCUAAUGGGAUGCAGCUUGCCACUGCUUGCGACGAUGACGCCCUGUAUAUAUGGAACUUCUUCGCUUUGAAGGACUCUCCCAAGCAUAGCGAGAUUAAACCGAAGAAAGCAGAGAAGAAAUUUGGGACUAGUCACAAAUUGGGGUUGUUCAGGUGUCUAAGGUAG
Hermetia illucens (black soldier fly) is the source of this 1533-nucleotide messenger RNA. RefSeq names its product protein cortex (gene cort). Gene Ontology annotation, molecular function: anaphase-promoting complex binding; protein binding; ubiquitin ligase activator activity. The coding region runs from base 1 to 1533 and encodes 510 amino acids. The record is from RefSeq and is a predicted model, not a curated record. Gene Ontology annotation, biological process: positive regulation of ubiquitin protein ligase activity; anaphase-promoting complex-dependent catabolic process; positive regulation of anaphase-promoting complex-dependent catabolic process. Lineage: Eukaryota; Metazoa; Arthropoda; Insecta; Diptera; Stratiomyidae. Gene Ontology annotation, cellular component: anaphase-promoting complex. The transcript has 7 exons.